This is a messenger RNA of Colletotrichum truncatum, 4197 nucleotides long. NCBI's taxonomy places the organism in Eukaryota, Fungi, Ascomycota, Sordariomycetes, Glomerellales, Glomerellaceae. The record is from RefSeq and is a predicted model, not a curated record.
AUGGCCGAACCCGCUGCUCCGGCCGCGCCGGUCGCCGCAGUGCAAAAGCAAUCAAGUCCUGCGAUCCCCGUUGGCUUGAACGAAGCCGCACUCGACUCGCCGACCUUCCGAUCGACCGCCCAGCAUUUCGGGGAGCAUAUUGACAAUGUCGAAAAAUGGCUUGAUGACUACGUGAAGUCUACCUCUCGAGUCACGCGCGACAUGUUGGCCCUUGAAGAGGGCGUCAACACCUACCUUUCCAAGAUCUUCCCUCCUGCCGCGACCGCCGACGCCAUUAUCGAUCACGAUUACACUUUGCUCGCUUUGCGUAGGAUAAGCGAUGGUUCCAAGGAGUGGUGGUCGCAGAUUAUGUCGACCCUGAGAAAGAUAGAUACCAUUUCGGUCGACCCUAUCCGUUCAUUUGUUGCCGCCGACCUACGGUCGUUCAAAGAGGUACGGAGAGUACUAGAACAUACGCAAAGAAAUUUCGACCAGGCCAUGGCUCGGUAUAUGAGUCAGUCUAAGACGAAGGAGCCUUCAGCAAUUCGGGAAGAAGCCUUUGCUGUAUACGAGACUCGCAAAGCGUAUUUGAAGGUGGCUAUGGAUUUCUGCCAGCUUGCGCCGCAAAUACGCUUUAGCCUCGAUAAGCUGCUGGUGCGGGUUAGCGCCGACUUCUGGAAGGAGAUGAAGCGUUCGAGGGAUGCCUCUACAGCUUCCACGAAAUGGGGUUCCGAGAUGGAGCGUAUUCGCGGAUGGUCUAGGGAGAUGGAAACAUCAGAGUUUGUAUUCAAAAGGGAACUCCAGAUUGCCAGGCGUGAUAUCGGGGAGAGCACUCUACAAGCAUUUAAGCCGUCUCGCGAGUUGGAAGACUACAGCGCCUCUACUGUCCCAUUCCUCGGAUCUAGGGGUCCUGUUAAUGUCCAGGCGCAUGAGAAUUCCGCCGUUAUUUCGGAGAAGCAGGGCUGGCUUUUCCUCAAGACCCUCUAUGGCAAGCCCGCUAGGUCGAACUGGGUCCGUCGCUGGUACUACUGCCGUGAUGGUAUCUUUGGCUGGUUGAUCAAUGGCCCCCAGGGUGUGUUGCAAGGCGACGAGAUUGGCGUCCUUCUAUGCAAUGCCAAGCCUGCUGUGGCUGAAGACCGCAGGUUUUGCUUCGAAGUCAAAACCAAGAGCCAGACCUUGGUACUUCAAGCUGAGACUCAGAGUCAGCUCACUGAGUGGCUUGAAGUCUUUGAAGUAGCCAAAAAGCGAGCUUUUGAGGCUAGUAUGGAUAGAGACAGCAACUUUUCGCCUGCGGGAGCCGACCCAGCCUUCUCGAUCACUCCUCCUCCGCUACCUGAGUUUUCUGCAAGGUCCUUGGAUGCAUUGGUAGCUGGUGAAGAGCCUGCAGCAACCUUUGAUCGGGCUGGCACUCUUCCAGUUCCUGGAUCUGACAACAACUUGGCUGGCCGUGCCAGUUUUGACGUAGGUGGCAAUGCACCCCGCCGUUCCAUAACAGCUCUCGGUCGGGAUCUUGGGAGGGAAAUGGUCAGAGAAGAAGGUGAAAGUAACCGUGAGCAUGCUGCGAGGAUCAUACAGAAGUUGGAUCUUCACCGCAAAGCGACUUUUGGGGCCGGCGCCGAAGCUGCUGUUGCCGCAGCUGCUACACCCAGCAGUGGCGGCAUCGCAGGUAUGAUAGCGAGUCACGGUCACCUGCCUGGAUACCCUUCUCCUCCUCAAAGCACACCAAGGAACAUGUCCGCGGCAAGGUUUCCUACCCUUGAUCCGGCUCAGGGAACUCUGGCUCCGUUGACGCUAGCGAGACCUCCCGCGGCAACCAACCUGAGCAGAACUGCAGUCAUGUUUUCGGUUGACAGAAGCAUAAUGGGCGACAACACAAGCCAUAUGCCCACCGCUGUUCUUGCAAAUUACUGGGGAAGCAGCCCAUGGAGCACAGUCUAUGGCUCAGGUCCGGGCCGUCCUAACACUCCUGGACAAGUCGAAGAGAAUCCAUUCGGAAUAAUCGUUCGAGAAGUAGGUAAAACUGGCGAAGAGAAGCCCACGACGCCUACAACUGGACAUAGAAAGACGGUUAGUGUCGAUGCCAAGUUCAACCAACCGCACGCUCCAAUUAAACAACCUGUCGAAACAUUUCCACCAGGGUAUCCUCCGGAGCUGAGAAUCCAGCACCAUCAAUUCAGAAUUCUGUUUCCCACCGUCCCUCUUGAUGAGAAGCUCGUCCUCGUUUUCCGUGCUGCCUGGUCAAGCUCAUCGGGCAAAGAUUCUCCAUCGAAUGGACAAGGUCUUGCCGGCAACGGCCGCAUUUACAUCACGCCUGACAACAUGUACUUUUACGGACAGCAGAUGGGCCUUGUCGUGGCUUAUGCUAUCAGUCUUGACAUAAUUGCCGAAGUCACAGCAGCACCCGGGAAGGAAUGUGAUUUCAUCUUCCUUCAUCUCGGCGAGGACGGUAACGAGACCGGAUACACUAGAAUCACGAUCAAGAUCUUCCUUGACAACCUCCAUUUGCUACAUGCAAGACUGAACCUGCUCAUCGACGACCUCCAGUCGGAAGAGCCAAUGGAGUUGCCGGAACUCAUCACUGCAUUAGUUAACCUGGAAUACGAGGAUAACAGCAAGCGGAGCCCGAGCGUUGAAAGCUGGGAAGAAAUUUCAUCGAAUACGCCAUUUGAUGAUGGGACCCAUUCUGGCCGUCCUGCCAAACGCCCAAAUCAGUUUGGCCCAAGGCUUCGCCUAUCAGGUCCAAGUACCCGGCAUACACCCAAGCUUCAGUUACCAGCGCAUCCCGUUGUUUUUGAACCCGAAGACAUGCAGAGGAAGGUGGCUGAGAGGCACUUCGAGAUUAGCGCCAAGGCAUGCUUCCACGUACUGUUUGGAGAUAAGAGCUUUGUGUUCCCGAAGCUCUACUUUGAGCGUAGGGCACAGCAAAUCGCUCAAGGUCCAUGGGCUCUCGCAGACCACGGCCGAAUGAGGCGAGAAUUCCAAUUCAAGUUCGAUUACAAGGACAUGCUAGGCCGGCCAAAGACUGUGGAUGUCAUUGACUACCAGACCAUGGACGUGUUCCAAGACCACGUUACGUACGUCGUCACUCACGUCAAGACAGCAUGGCAUCUUCCACACUCCCAGUACUUCAAGCUUGUGACAAAGAUUGUCAUCACGCACGUGGCCAAGUCAAAGUGCAAGCUGGCCAUCUACACAAAGGUGGACUGGUCUAAGAUGCCAGCCUUCUCCAAGGGUCUUGUCGAACGACAAGCUCUUAAUGAUGCAGAAGGCGACGCAGAAGAAUUAGCGGAUGUGGCAACGGAUCAGGUACGCAAGCUUGGCGCUCACAGCCGUACGAAAAGGGCAAUCCAAGUCUAUGGAAACAUCGGACAGCAAACACAGGUUGUAGUCUUCUCACCAGCCGAUGCUGCUGCGUCGAAGAAACAGCUGAUCAAACCGCGCACGCUAACGGCUAUGCUCUUGGAGACACUACGUUCCUUCGGUGAGAGUGCGGUGACAUCGCUUAUCAUGUGGGCAAUCGCCGCAGUGCGCAAGUUCUUCAGCGUAUUGUCGACCCACCGGCUCAUUCUUAUCCUUCUGGCUGGAAGUACGUUCACGAAUGUGUUCCUGACGUCGAAGGAGAGCUCUACUUGGUGGACCGAGAGACGAGCCGCUAAAUUCAUGAGCCGCGUUGGUGUCGGCCCGAACGUGAUGAUGAGCAAAGCAAUCUACAUGGCGGACUUGGGUGAGGCAACAGGAGCAGUGGGCCACAACAGUUCCUGGCCUGUUGAUAGUGCCUGCUUCACAACCUUUCAGUUGGUUGCAAACGCCACCGAUCUCGACGCGCCAUUCGAGGACGCAGGGUCGACCCUGUCAACGGCGACAAGCCGAGCAACAGCUCGCCGACUUCGUCGGACGCGUCAGCGCCUGGGGUCAUAUCGGCAUGAUCUGUUGGUUGCGAUGCGCAUUGUCAACAGUAUCGAGCGGGAGAUGGUGCAAUCUGAGUGGGAGAACUGGCUUUCCGACGAGAAUGUCCGUUGCGAUAAACUCAAGUCGGUGCUCGACGGAGACGGGCCAAGUGCCAAGUCCAAGCGGAACGGCGAUCAAAAGGUCAUGACGCCGAACAUUGACGAGGGCAAAAGGGAGACGUUGAGAGAGUGGUACGAUACAUAUUGCGGAAGUUGUAAGUUGGAUCAUGCGGCGUUGAUGAGCGAGCGAAAUUCUUUGGCGGGCCUUUGA